UGUUGUUGUCCUCCUCUCUCCUUUUUAUUCUGGCUCACUGGCUGCAGCGAUGGCGUUUGCGUUCCCGUAUAAAAUCCCAGCCUUCCUUUGUGCGCUCUUCGGAUCGAGCCUCUGGCAAUGUUUCGGGGCGGUCUCCUUGUCCUGGUUUUGGCCCUUUCUCUGGCAGAGGCGUCCUUGCCGCAGAAGGUAUUUCUUCCCAAACUUCUGGAUUUAGACUGGCCCCAGAACUGCGGCGUUGCUUACUUCCAGCCCAACAUCUUUGCAAAGAUCAUAUCCGGCAACGAGGCAAGGCCGCAUUCUUGGCCUUGGCAGGUCUCGUUACAGACUCGCUCUAAACAAAGUGAUAGAUUCGUUCAUGUCUGCGGCGGCACCCUCAUUCACAGACGCUGGGUCCUCACUGCCGCUCACUGCUUCCAGAAGGGAGAGGCAGAAGAUGUUACCAACUGGCGCAUUCUUCUGGGCAAGCACCACCUUAGAUACCCUGAAUCUACCGAGCGAAGCUACCGGGUGAAGCGAAUCUACCGGCAUGAAAAUUUCCGUUAUCCUCAGCUAAGUGAGCUCGAGCAUGACAUUGCUUUGGUUAAGCCCGUGGAAGACAUUAUGGCCAACAAGUUUGUCCGCUACGCAUGCCUGCCGAAGAUAGAUGCCUUCCUCCACCCUGGACAUUUUUGCUGGGUGACCGGCUGGGGAGGAACAAGAGGUGCAAAAGAAAACUUGACCCUGGCGGAAGUUUUGAAUCAGGCCAAGUUACCAGUCCUAGAUUUCAACACGUGCCAUCAGAGGAAAUUCUGGGGGAACAAAAUGCAACCGUCGAUGCUCUGCGCUGGAUUAAGAGACAAUGCAAAGUCCCCGGCGGCCUGCCAGGGGGACUCUGGGGGCCCGCUCGUUUGCCAGAUCGAAAGGGAUUCCUGGGAAGUCCAUGGGAUUGUCAGCUUCGGACCAGUCGGCUGCCAGGUGCCGAACAAGCCCACGGUCUUUACUAGGACGUCUGCCUUCAUUCCUUGGAUCGAAGCCACCAGGCUGCGGGAUUUCUUUUUGUGAAGGCCGGAAAUGAGAGGAGAGCUCAGAAAUGAGAAUAAAUUCCUUUUGUGUUUAA
Molecule: messenger RNA, 1096 nt
Organism: Heteronotia binoei (common prickly gecko)
Lineage: Eukaryota; Metazoa; Chordata; Lepidosauria; Squamata; Gekkonidae
Product: chymotrypsin-like elastase family member 1
Exons: 6
Coding region: 118-1041 (307 amino acids)
Biological process (GO): proteolysis
Molecular function (GO): serine-type endopeptidase activity
Source: RefSeq, a predicted model, not a curated record